GUCGUUGCGAUUAACGUUAUCAGGUUCCACACACAAAAUGCUUACCCAGUUUUUCUGCCUUGCCACACCUUUCUUGCUAAAUCGUUUGCAACUUACUCAGGCAAUGCCCAAUAAUAAUAACAAUUACAUAUAUCAAACCGAAGACUGUGGCCCAGGUAUCACGGCAGGAAAUAAGCCUUCGAUUGCCCCAACCACAGUGAAACCACAGAGAGUAGUACCAGAUCCCAAAUGCCUGCUGCCCAUGGAAGUGGGUCCUUGUCGCAUGAAUCUGGAGAGGUUCUACUACAACAAGGAUAAAAAGGCAUGAGCGACCUUUAAGUACGGUGGAUGUCGAGGCAACGACAAUCGCUGGGGCUUCCGGCAGACUUGCGAAGAGGCCUGUCUCCCAAACAAAUGA
Molecule: messenger RNA, 397 nt
Organism: Drosophila rhopaloa
Lineage: Eukaryota; Metazoa; Arthropoda; Insecta; Diptera; Drosophilidae
Product: kunitz-type U1-aranetoxin-Av1a-like
Exons: 2
Molecular function (GO): serine-type endopeptidase inhibitor activity
Source: RefSeq, a predicted model, not a curated record